This is a messenger RNA of Trichogramma pretiosum, 3561 nucleotides long. Its product is annotated as probable cation-transporting ATPase W08D2.5. Gene Ontology annotation, molecular function: ATP hydrolysis activity; polyamine transmembrane transporter activity; ATP binding. The coding region runs from base 164 to 3550 and encodes 1128 amino acids. Lineage: Eukaryota; Metazoa; Arthropoda; Insecta; Hymenoptera; Trichogrammatidae. Gene Ontology annotation, biological process: intracellular calcium ion homeostasis; polyamine transmembrane transport. The transcript is spliced from 10 exons. The record is from RefSeq and is a predicted model, not a curated record. Gene Ontology annotation, cellular component: membrane.
CGCCGACCGUUUAGAUAGUGCUAAAAAAAAGUAAUGAAAAUUCUCGAUAAUGUAGUGGCGUUAAAAAUUGUGCAUGAUAGUUAUUUUAAGCAUAUAAAAUUUGAAAUUAAGUGAGUGUGGUGUAUCUAAUAAUCGAUUAUUUGUAAAAAAUAUUUCUUAUAAUAUGAGUUUUGUAGAUAUCGUUAAAUUAGCCAUGAAUUAUCUGAUGGGAUAUUUUAGCAGUAAUAAUCAAAACCCUCGUGACUCUUGUAAGCACGAAGUCAAUGAAAUCAAUGAAAUUGAUACGGAAGACGACGGAAUAACUGAAGUCUAUGGGUACAAGGAAAAUGCAGUACGAAAAAUCGUCGCGUACUAUUUGAUGUGGUUGAGCGGAGGAUUAUUGAAACUUAUUUUUUACUGGCUACCUCAUUUUCAAUUAUUAUUCACGCAUGAUAAGUGUUGCUUUUACGAUGCCGACUCGGUUUUACUUGUGAACCGCUUUCAGUCGAGACACACGACUUAUCAUGUCAGGAAAAUCGAAAAGAAAAAAAACAGCAUGUCGGAAAAUGCGAAUCACUAUCGAUCAUUCACCCCAUACUCCCUCUCGUUCGAGUUCAAAAAACUCACCUACGUCUACCAGGAAUUUGAAGGUAAAUUCGAAAAGUUGAGCGGCCUCGACCGCGACAGUACCAUCCACGAUCUGGGACUACUGGGUAAAUCCGGCUGCAUUCGGGAAACGGAACGGUCGACGCGACGCGACGUUUACGGACCCAACGAGCUGAGCUUACCGAGCGACGGUUUUACGACUCUAUUGAUAAGCGAAAUUCUCGAUCCGUUUUACAUUUUUCAGGCGUUCAGUUUCUGCUUGUGGAUCUUGGACGGUUACUACUGUUACGCCUUCGUUAUCUUAGCUACCUCGUGUUGCAGCAUCGUCGCGGAAGUGGUGCAAACGCAAAAUAAUCAGCGAAAGCUCCGUGAGACGGUGUCGUCUUCCAACGACGAGAUAACACUUUUUUACAACACUUUUUCGAAUAACACUCGAACAGUACCGAUCAAAGAAUUGAUACCCGGCGACGUGAUAGUUCUUUCAUCCUCUCAAAUUGGCAGUUCGAUGCCCUGCGACGCUUUCUUGAUCCAGGGCCAGUGCAUCGUCGACGAGUCCAUGCUUACGGGCGAGUCACUGCCCUUUGUAAAAACCAGCACUUCACGCAGCGCAGCGAAUCACGACCUCUACGAUGACAAAAAGCACGCUCGGCACACUCUUUACAGCGGCACGAAAAUCUUGCAAGUGAAAAACAUCGGUUGCGAGCGGGUGAUAGCCAUCGUUCUUCGCACUGGUUUUAGCACGACGAAGGGCAAAUUGAUACGCUCGAUUUUGUAUCCACCGCCGCUGGAUUACCAAUUCGAGCAAGACUCGUACAAGUUCGUUGGCUUACUGGCGAUCGUAGCUUGCUUCGGAGUCGCGUACACAUUUAUGACAAAAUUAGCAAGAGAAAUACCUUUGUAUCAUGUGAUACUCAAUGCACUCGAUCUCGUAACGAUCGUGGUGCCGCCAGCUUUGCCCGCAGCCAUGAGUAUCGGGAGAAUUGUCGCGCAAGGACGUCUGGAGGCGAAACGGAUCUUCUGCACGAGUCCGCGCAGUAUCAACGUAGCCGGCUCGAUCGAUUGCGUCUGCUUCGACAAAACUGGCACCCUCACCGAGCCGGACUUCAGCAUGCGAGGAGUCGUUCCCUGCAACGGUGACACCCGCCAAUUUCAACCGAUCGUUAUCGAUGCAUCAUCGCGCGAGCUCGAUUCGAACGAGCAUCUGACGAUCGGUAUGGCCAGCUGUCACUCCAUCGUGACGAUCGACGGCCAGUCGCUCGGGGAUCCGCUCGAUUUGAAGAUGUUCGAAUUUACCGGAUGGAAGCUGAGUCGAAGCAGCGAGUCCGAAUUAUCUUGCAUGGAAGUGGAAUCACCCUAUCGAUUCGCGCGAGUUGGAGUCGUCAAGCAGUUUUCGUUCUGCUCGGGGCUGCAGAGAAUGAGCGUCGUAUCAAAACGUUCGGAUACGAACGAAUACUGCGUUUAUUGCAAAGGAAGUCCGGAAAUUAUUCUGAGCCUGUCGAAAGCUGACACUGUACCCGAGGAUUACAAUAGUAUCCUUCAUCGGUACACUUCGGCGGGCUACAGAGUGAUCGCCCUGGCGUUCAAGACCCUGCGUUCAACUCGCAAUAUCGAAACGAUGGAACGCGACGAGGCCGAAUCGGCGCUCAUUUUUCUGGGCUUCGUCGUUUUUGAGAAUCGUUUGAAAGCCGAGACUGCCAGCGUGAUAGAUAAGCUGAACGAGGCUGCGAUCAAAGUCGUCAUGGUCACCGGUGACAAUGAAUCAACUGCUUUGACGGUCGCCAAAAAUUGCGGCAUCGUCCGUGCCGAUUCGCGGGUCGUUAAAGUCAACAUCGAUGAAUGUUCAAAUAAUGUAUAUUUUACGAAUCAUUCGGAUGAAAAAUCUUCAACUAAAUCUGAAUUCUCGUUGGAUACUGAUUACUCUAGGAGUGCGAAUCAAGAAUGUCUCACUAAAAAUAAUGUCGUAUUUUCGCUCACCGGAUCCACGUGGGUGCAAUUGAAACGAAUAAAAGGUUCAGAAGGGCUUCAUAAUGUAAUACGACGUGGGGCUGUUUUUGCGAGGAUGUCACCCGAUCAUAAGCAGCAACUCGUGGAAGAACUACAAAAUCUCGACUAUCGCGUGGCCAUGACCGGCGACGGCGCGAACGAUUGCGGCGCGCUGCGAGUCGCCCACGCCGGCAUCUCGCUGUCCGACAGCGAGUCGUCGAUCGCCGCGCCCUUCACCAGUCGAGGCGACAGCAUCGCGUGCGUCCUCGACGUCGUCAGGCAGGGCCGCGCCGCCCUCGUCACGUCCUUCGGCCUGUUCAAGUACAUGGCGGCCUACUCGCUCACCCAAUUCCUGUCAGUGCUGCUGCUCUACUCGGUCGAGUCGAAUCUCACGGACGUUCAGUUCCUCUACAUCGAUCUCUUCGUCAUAUCCAGUCUGGCCUUCUUCUUCGGCCAGACCGAGGCCCUGGACGAGGAAGACAGUCCGAUGCACCGGAGGCCACCCACCGAUCGCCUCUUGAACGCCGAGACGAUGCUCGGUCUCGGGUCGCAGAUGCUGCUCGUCGGCCUGUUACAAUGUUACAGUCUUUGGGAGCUGAGAAAUGAAGAAUGGUUCGUACCGUUCGACGCCAAUGUAAACGAUGCUCUCGUUGAGGAAUCAGCGAGCGCGGGCUGCUACGAGAAUUACACCGUUUUCGUGGUCAGCUCGUUGCAGUACGUCAUACUGGCCAUUGUUUUUUCGACGGGCUGGCCUUAUCGCAAACCUGUUUGGACGAAUCGCGAGUUUAUGAUAUCGUCGAUCACUCUCGCUGCUUUCACAGUUUAUUUAGCCAUUGGUCCCUGCGCAAUUUUGGCUGGUUGGUUCGAGUUGGUUGUACCGGAAGAGCUCAAUUUUAAAUUUACUUUAUUGACUAAUGCCGCAAUGAAUUUCUUUCUUGCGCUGUUCACUGAUUAUUUGACUCAAAAAUUAUCAUUGUAUUAAAUGGUGGAUUA